AUGGUCCUAUUGCAGAGAAACCUCACCUUAAGCUCUGAGUUUAUUAUCUUGGGCUUUGGGGACCUGGCUGAACUACAAAUCUUCUUUUUUGGACUCUUUCUAAUCAUGCAUCUUGUCACCCUAGCAGGACACAUGACUAUUGUGCUUAUCACCCUCUUUGACUCAUGCCUCCAGACUCCCAUGUAUUUCUUCCUCCGCAACCUGUCCACCAUUGAAAUCUGCUAUAUAUUGGUCAUCGUCCCCAACAUGCUGGCCAAUAUCCUGUCCGGGAGCCAGCGGAUGCCCUUUCUGGGAUGUGCCCUGCAAAUGCAUCUCUUCAUCUCACUGGGUGGAGCAGAGUGUUUCCUCCUGGCUGUGAUGGCCUAUGACCGCUUCGUGGCCAUCUGCAAGCCCCUUCACUACACAUUCAUUGUCACCAGGACUGCGUGUGUGCAGAUGCUGGCUCUGGCAUGCAUCAGCGGCUUUGCACUCUCACUCACCCUCACCACACUGAUAUUCCUCCUGCCCUUUUGUCAGUCCCACAAGAUCAAUCAUUUCUUCUGUGACAUCCCUGCUGUGCUAUUCCUGGCCUGCUCGGACACACAGGCCAAUGAGAUUGCAGUCUUCCUUGUUUGCCUGCUCAUCUUGUUGAUCCCUUUCCUGCUGAUCCUGCUCUCCUAUGGGUUCAUUAUCACUGCCAUCCUCAGAAUCCACUCGGCUGAAGGCAGGAGCAAAGCCUUCUCCACCUGUGCUGGGCACCUACUGGUCUCCCUUCUGCAUUACGGCUGUGCAAUAUUCAUCUACAUUCGCCCCAGGUCAUGCUACACCCCAGAACAGGACAAAAUUGUGUCUUUAAUCUACACCAACGUCACUCCCAUGCUCUACCCUAUGAUCUAUAGUCUGAGGAAUAAGGAAGUCAAGGGUGCCCUCAAGAGACUCCUGGAGAGACAUGACUGGACCAGGAGUUGA
Molecule: messenger RNA, 948 nt
Organism: Cervus elaphus (red deer)
Lineage: Eukaryota; Metazoa; Chordata; Mammalia; Artiodactyla; Cervidae
Product: olfactory receptor 10R2-like
Exons: 2
Coding region: 1-948 (315 amino acids)
Biological process (GO): G protein-coupled receptor signaling pathway
Cellular component (GO): membrane
Molecular function (GO): G protein-coupled receptor activity; olfactory receptor activity
Source: RefSeq, a predicted model, not a curated record